Syngnathus typhle (broad-nosed pipefish) is the source of this 2257-nucleotide messenger RNA. It is a transcript of the gene cept1b, whose product is annotated as choline/ethanolamine phosphotransferase 1b. The record is from RefSeq and is a predicted model, not a curated record. NCBI's taxonomy places the organism in Eukaryota, Metazoa, Chordata, Actinopteri, Syngnathiformes, Syngnathidae. The transcript is spliced from 10 exons. Gene Ontology annotation, biological process: phosphatidylethanolamine biosynthetic process. The coding region runs from base 256 to 1521 and encodes 421 amino acids. Gene Ontology annotation, cellular component: endoplasmic reticulum membrane; Golgi apparatus. Gene Ontology annotation, molecular function: ethanolaminephosphotransferase activity; diacylglycerol cholinephosphotransferase activity.
UUCUCGUGCGGUGUCUGUCAAUCACGGUGACACUGAAGCAGUACCGGACCGGUCGGUGCGGAUUUCUAUUCUCCUCAUCGGCACGCGCCACAAAUUGGCCCCUCGAUUCCGACAAGCCGGAGGAGGGGACCUUUUGCUCCGCCACCGUGGGUUCCUGUGUGUCGGCGUGAAGAGCCUUGGGUAUCCCUUCGGACUUUCCGCGGCUCUCGGUGCAGGUGGUGUCCAAAUUGGGAGCAGCGGGCCAGCCGGGGCUCCAUGAGUGCGACGGGGCAGCAGCAUGGGGGGGCGCUGCGCUCCCGCCGGGCGCUCGUCCGGGACCGGGAGCCCGGCCCGGGCGCCGGCGUGGAGGCGAGCUGCUGGCUGGCGCCCGGAGUGCUGCGCAGGUUCCUUGAGCUGCCUUCGCCCCCCCUCUCCAGGCAUCAGCUCAAAAGGCUGGAGGAGCACAGGUACAGCAGUGCCGGCUGCUCGCUGCUGGAGCCUCUGAUGCAGCGCUACUGGGAGUGGCUGGUGGGCCGCGUGCCUGCCUGGAUCGCGCCCAACCUCAUCACCAUUGUCGGCCUGGCCACCAACAUUGUCACCACCCUGGUGCUGGUCUACUACUGCCCCACCGCCACCGAGCAGGCGCCGCUGUGGGCGUACCUGAUGUGCGCAGUGGGGCUCUUCGUGUACCAGUCGCUGGACGCCAUCGACGGGAAGCAGGCCAGGCGCACUAACAGCAGCUCGCCUUUGGGGGAGCUCUUUGACCACGGCUGUGACUCCCUCUCCACCGUAUUUGUGGUGUUGGGAACGAGCAUCGCAGUGCAACUGGGCACCAACCCCGACUGGAUGUUUUUCUGCUGCUUCGCCGGCAUGUUUAUGUUCUACUGCGCCCACUGGCAGACCUACGUGUCGGGAACGCUGAGAUUCGGCAUCAUCGACGUGACCGAAGCGCAGCUCUUCAUCAUGAGCAUGUACCUGCUGGCAGCUCUCGGAGGCUCCGCCUUCUGGCAGGCGCUGAUUCCCGUUGUUAACGUCCAGGUGAAAAUGGUUCCUGCCCUUUUCACCUUUCUCGGAGCAAUCUUCUCCUGUAGCAACUACUUCCGAGUCAUCUUCACCGGAGGCGUCGGCAAGAACGGCUCCACCAUCGCGGGAACCAGCGUGCUGUCGCCGGUGCUGCACAUCGGUUCCGUCAUCGUUCUGGCCGUCAUGAUUUACAAGAAGUCGGCCGUGCAGCUCUUCGAGAAACACCCCUGUCUUUACAUCCUGGCCUUUGGCUUCGUCUCCGCCAAAAUCACCAAUAAAUUAGUCGUAGCGCACAUGACGAAAAGCGAGAUGCACCUGCACGACUUGGCCUUCCUGGGACCAGGCCUCCUCUUCCUCAAUCAGUAUUUCAACAGUUUUAUCGACGAGUACCUGGUGCUGUGGAUUGCGCUGGUUCUGUCCUUGUUGGAUCUGCUGCGCUACUGCGUGAGCGUGUGCAACCAGAUCGCCGGCCACCUUCACAUCUUUGUCUUCAAGAUCGCACCUUGCUCGCUGCGCUGAUUGCGCCGAGUCCCUAACCGUCCGCCCGUCCGUCCGCCCGCCUCCUCAGUUGGCUUGUCAAAAGUCGCCGCUUGAGCUGAGCCAACGGCAGGAGCCGUCGCGUCACAGUCGCCAUACUCGAUCGACCGUUACUUCCCGUCAGUGUUUGUUUGAAGACUUCAGGUGCUACCCGAACACACACACACACACACACACACACACACAGAGAAAGGAAGAAAGCAAGCAAGCAACACGUUUCGGUUCACCCGCACAUCUUUUUUUUUCGUUGCUUCUUGUAAAUAGGUGCCUUUUGAUUGGCUUGCCUCCUUAUUACUGCAACUUUAUUUUUGUAUUUUACUUUACACACAAUGUGUCAUGUCUAAAGUUGCAAAUAACCAUCUAUUAGCUGUACAUUUUGGGAGGUUAAACUGGGUUCUUUUAUUUAUUGUCGACGUGCGUGCGUGUGUGUGUGUGUGUGUGUGUGUGCGUGUGUGUGCGUGUGUGUGUGUGAAGUUUUUGUUUGUGCCAAAAUUAAAUAAAUACAACAUCUAUUGAAUCAAACUAAGUAUUAAUGAAUGGAAAUGUAAAAAUAACUCAAAUGCUAAUUGUAAUCUUAUCUAACGACUGAUAUGAUCGAUUGUAUGCCCUUUUUUUCUCAUUAAUGUAAUGGAAUUCUUUAUCUCGUGAGUGACAUUUUUAUGUACUUAUGACAUUAUUGAUGAUUUAAUGGAAUUAAAAAUGACAAAAGAAAUAGAAA